GCAGUGUUGUAUAUUUUAGAUGUCUGAGCUAUAUAUUUCGAACACAGACAUUUUCAGACAUUGUUCGAUAUCCGAGACUGAGUUAUGUUCGAAUAACUGGAUUGUCACUCGGACAAUGUUCGAGUAAAAUAUUUUGGACUCGAAUAUAUUCAGACUUGGACAUUGUCCAAUAUCUGAGUUUUGUAUUAUGA
Molecule: messenger RNA, 191 nt
Organism: Dentiscutata heterogama
Lineage: Eukaryota; Fungi; Glomeromycota; Glomeromycetes; Diversisporales; Gigasporaceae
Source: the annotation of a GenBank genome assembly